AUGAAGAGAAAACAACAAUUGAGUUUAAAAUCAACAAAUGAAUCUCGUGAAGGACAUUCUACUAGAUUCUUCUACGGAAACUCACAGACACAAAAAUCUGACGAAAAUUUGACAUUUUCUUCAUCGUCAUCAACUCCAAAGACUGUGCAGGCUGAACCUCGAAAAGCAGAGAAGAAAACUUUUCGCUCGAGUGGAAUAUUCAGAUUAAAAUCACCAACUAGAUCUCGCGAAGAAAUGUCUACCAGUUCGAUUGGAAAGACUGAAGAUCUAAAAUCUGGAAUUCCGGAGAAACAAUUUUUCUCUUCUAGUGAAAGAUUGAGUCUAAAAUCAACAAAUGAAUCUCGUGAAGGACAUUCUACUAGAUUCUUCUACGGAAACUCACAGUCACAAAAAUCUGACGAAAAUUUGACAUUUUCUUCAUCGUCAUCAACUCCAAAGACUGAGCAGGCUGAACCUCGAAAAGCAGAGAAGAAAACUUUUCGCUCGAGUGGAAUAUUCAGAUUAAAAUCACCAACUAGAUCUCGCGAAGAAAUGUCUAACAGUUCAAUUGGAAAGACUGAAAAUGUGAAAGCUGGAAUUCCGGAGAAACAAUCUUUUACUUCCAGUGAAAGAUUGAGUUUAAAAUGUUAGUGUUUAACAGAUGUAUUUUAAA
Molecule: messenger RNA, 652 nt
Organism: Leptopilina heterotoma
Lineage: Eukaryota; Metazoa; Arthropoda; Insecta; Hymenoptera; Figitidae
Exons: 5
Coding region: 1-630 (209 amino acids)
Source: RefSeq, a predicted model, not a curated record